Molecule: messenger RNA, 2193 nt
Organism: Peronospora matthiolae
Lineage: Eukaryota; Oomycota; Peronosporomycetes; Peronosporales; Peronosporaceae
Source: the annotation of a GenBank genome assembly
AUGGCUCGUGGGCUGCUGGGCACACUGCUUGCGCUCGCACUAUGGGAAGUUCACUAUGACUUGGCUUCUGCUGGAUCACUCGUGUCGGGUGCAGCCUACGGCUUCGCCACAGGAACUACAGGAGGUGGUGACGCGAAACCCGUGUACCCGAAAACGAACAAGGAAUUGGAAACUUACCUAAGCGACGCCGAGCCGCGGGUGAUCGUACUCAACAAGGAGUUCACGUUCAUUAAAACCGAGGGGUCUACUACAGAAAGCGGCUGUCGUCCGGAGAGUCAACAGAAAUGCCUCGCCAAAAAGAACGAUUUCAAAGGACAAGACGCGAUUAAAGUGUUAGUCUCAACGUCCUCGGACCAGAAUGGCGGAUGCAGCAUCGGAGACGAGAUGGUUCAAGUGACUUACGAUAAAGCCGCCAGGACGGCGCUGACUGUAGCGAGCGACAAGACGCUGGUCGGUGAGGGCACGAAAGGAGUGCUGAAUGGCAAAGGUAUUCUUAUUUCCGGUAGCAACGUGAUUGUGCAAAACAUCCACAUCACAAACUUGAAUCCUCAUCUGGUGUGGGGUGGUGAUGCCAUCAGCAUUGGUCAAAACGACGCACCGAAGGGUAUUUGGAUCGACCAUGUCAAGAUUUCCAAUAUCGGCCGGCAAAUGCUGGUGGUCAACUAUUCCGGUGCGACAGGAAUCACGGUCAGUAACACAGACUUCGAUGGCAACACAAAGUUCUCAGCUUCGUGUGACAGUCACCACUACUGGAGCAUCUUGUUAUAUGGCAAAAGGACUGAGGUGAGUCUGCUUGGCAACUACAUCGACCACACCUCAGGUCGGUCGCCCAGGGUUGGAGGUCACGGCGACGAUACGGUAGUUGUUCACGCUGCCAACAACUUCUUCAGCGAGAUUUCUGGCCACGCAUUUGAUGUGGACAAGGGAGGAUACGUUCUGGCAGAAGGCAACUACUUUGCUUCGGUAGCGUCAACAAACCAGGGAAAAUCCGGCAGUAUGUUUGCGCCAACUGCAGCUAACGACUGCAAGGCGGUCAUCGGCCGCGCCUGCUCGGUGAACGUUUUUAAAAGCAGCGCACCUCUGAAGGGAUGUACAGGAGAUGCGGUGAGCUCCCAGUUCACCAGUCUCAAGAAGUACAUCGCUAGUUACAAGGCAGGCCUUGCUACACAAUUUGCAGAGGCUAGCGGCAACUUUGGCAUUGGCGAAUUGAAAGAUGCUGUCGCACCAUCGGGUGCCUCGAAAAAGAGCGGCGUCGCGAUAUCUGGCCCAGAUGCGUCUGCGGGUGGAGAAGAUGCCGAGAACAGCGUGACGCAAGAAGACCACCCAGCUGACAAGACACCGAAAACUACCGACGUGCCAGUCUCAACGGACAAGUCUGGCGGGAAGGCAAGUGGCAAGGAUGGUAGCGCUGGUUCCGGCAACAUGCACAAGAGUAAAGAUGAUUCUGCUGGUUCGAGCAAAGACACUUCCAAAGACAUCGACGCCUCUGUCGGAACUGUUGUUCCAUACCCAGGAGACAACAAGAAGCCUGUCCAUGGAGAGGAACACCAGGAGUCCACUGAUCACUCACAGGAUAUUUCGCAUGAAGAAAAACCAAAGUCGAGUGCCUCAAAAAGAAGUGACACCGCCCCCGUGCCUGGCUUCGACGAGUUUGCGGGUGGGGAAGAUGCCGAGAACAGCGUGACGCAAGAAGACCAUCCAGCUGACGAGACACCGAAAACUAUUGACGUGCCAGUCUCAACGGAAAAGACUGGCUGGAAUGAAGACACGAAAGACGAUCAUGGCUGGAAGGGAAACGGCAAGGAUGGCAGUGCGGGCUCCGGCAAUGCGCACAAGAGUGAAGGGGAUUCGACUGCUUGGCAGGCGGACAAGAAAUCCGAUAACGACUGGAAGGCAAACGAGAAGGAUGGUAGCGCAGGCAAGCAGGUGGGUUGGCAGGGGAACGCGGAAGCCGCUAGCUACUGGAAGGCAAUGGGCACGGACACUGCUGGUGCUGGCACUGUGCACGAAAGUGAAGGCGAGAAGGUUGUCAAUGGAGAGGACCAGCACAAGGCCGAUUCUAAGCCACAAGAUGUCUCGCACGAAGAACCCAAGAAGAGCAAUGCCAUGCCCGAUUUUGACUUUAACUCCGUUAUGCAAGAAGACGUACCAGAGGACAUGAAUCGCAUGCGCAAGCUUCGCAUGAGACACUAA